Oncorhynchus masou masou (cherry salmon) is the source of this 4248-nucleotide messenger RNA. RefSeq names its product probable E3 ubiquitin-protein ligase HECTD2. Gene Ontology annotation, molecular function: ubiquitin protein ligase activity. The transcript is spliced from 21 exons. The record is from RefSeq and is a predicted model, not a curated record. NCBI's taxonomy places the organism in Eukaryota, Metazoa, Chordata, Actinopteri, Salmoniformes, Salmonidae. Gene Ontology annotation, biological process: ubiquitin-dependent protein catabolic process; protein polyubiquitination. Bases 653 to 2932 code for a protein of 759 amino acids.
UAGGCCAGUAGGGCAGGGUAGUAAACCUAGUCUAUGUCGUAUCACUUGGAUUCCUUGAAUAGGCCUAUAGAGAAACUCAAAUGUAGUCUAUCAGUAGCCUACUGUACAUAGUAAUACAUUAAUCGCUCGAGCAGUUUCCUCGAAGUUUAAACAGACCCUGGCUGGGAGAAGUAAAUCAGUCAGCACUACCGUGCAGUGCACACAUCAAACCCGCGCACUUACGUAAGGACAUCCAUGGUAUCCAAGCUCGUAACUAUGAACCUCCUCUUAAACAACAUGGCGCAUGUGUACAGCUGCGCUGCAAAUAUAGACGAUACAUCCAGUUAGGUGGGAAAUUAGUCAUUUAUGCUCACCUAGCACCUAAAAUAGACUUCGGCGACACGAUCGGAUGCAGACGCUCGCGCCUGUUUACUUUGACAAACAGCAUCAGUCUCUGCGCGCUUUGACAACUUUGCGCGAGCUCACCUGUUUACCAUGAAGACGAGAGAGCCUUUCAGGUCCUGAACCGUUACUUCGUUUCAGAUCGAAUGUUUUGUUACUGUGGGUACCGUGUAUGCGGGUACUGUUAGUUCUUUUAACUUGUUUUAGUUAAGAAAAAAGCACGAAAAAGCUAUGUGACUGCGACUUUAACCAGACUUCAACGGAUGAAGAAAUGCUACUCAACAUUAUGAGAGAAAACAACACACAACUGCACCAGGGGGAAAGGGAGAGAGAUAGACUCCCUCCAAUUUCAAAUCAUUCCUCUGGUACUGAUCGUGGACCAAAGCUGCCAUAUCCUUCCCUCAAUUUAAUCCCAAACCACAAAAAGGAGGCUGGUAGCCACAGCUUCUCCUCCCAGUUUAUUCUUCCUGGCAUACGGCAUGGCAGAGAUCUUCCCCCCAUCUGUCCUGAUGUCAGACAAAAGCAUCAACAUCGCAUCACCAUUGACAUUCUGUCUCCUGAGGUCAGGGCUCGCUUUGCCUCCGAUCCUGUCAUCCCCAUCCGCACCAAGACAGCCAAAGAGUUUCAGGAGGACAUUGAGAGGGCCACGGUCUCCGGCGAUUGGAAACACGUCCAUGACUUCUACUUGACCACAUUCGACUCCUUUUUGGAACUGAAUGCUGCCUUUAAGAAAGAAGCAAACGCUCCGUUCAACACGAUUGAAGACUCAGGAAUCAAUACCAAAUUUGUCAAUGCUGUCUAUGACACGUUAUUGCUCACGCCUCCUGAUACCCAGAGAGCAGUGCUGAAGGGGAUCAUUAACAGCUUGUUAAGAGAAUGGAAGGGUCGACGGACGAAGGAUGACCUGAGAGCGUAUUUCAUUCUAGUUCAGAAUCCUCAGUGCACCAGCCCAGCCACAUAUGUCAUCUAUGCACACUUACUGAGGCAAAUAGCCGCGCUGGCUGAAGCAGACCAUAAUUUCCUGAUGCACUGGUUUAAGAAGCUGUCCCAGAAGCGAUUCAAACAGCUAGUGGAGCGACUCCACCUCUUCAUCUCCACCCGUCUGUUCCCAGCCAAGCCUGAGGAGCUGCCCCCCAUGGCCAAGUGCUACUGGUGGAUCCCCGCUGCCACCAAGGUCCUCUCCCUCCUCAAUGCAGCCAAUAGCAUUUCUUGCACUCCCUUCAUGCAUUUUGUUGACUUCUACAACCUCACACUGGACCACACUGACUUCAUGGAGGAUUAUCACACAUGGCAGACUCAUGGAAACUCUACCAGGUUUACAUUCUGCCAGUUCCCCUUCAUUCUAUCCACGGUGGUGAAGAAAGCAAUCAUCCAGAAGGACUCGGAGCAGCAGAUGAUCAGCAUGGCCAGGCAAAGCCUAGUGGACAAAGUGUCUCGCAGACAGCGAGUUGACAUGAGCCUGCUGUUUCUCAACAUCAAAGUCAGGCGGCUGCAGCUGGUCAGUGACUCACUGGAUGAGCUUGCUAGAAACCGAGCAGACUUGAAGAAGAAGCUGAAAGUGACGUUUGUGGGGGAGGCUGGUUUAGACAUGGGUGGUCUGACCAAGGAGUGGUUCCUCCUUCUCAUCCGACAGAUCUUCCAUACAGACUACGGCAUGUUUACAUUCUUCAAGGAUUCCCACUGUCACUGGUUCAGCAGCUGGAAGUGUGACAACUACUCCGAGUUCCGAUUGGUCGGAGCCCUCAUGGGCCUGGCCGUGUACAACAGCAUCACCCUGGACAUCCGCUUCCCUCCUUGUGUCUACAAGAAGCUUCUGACCCCGCCCGUGGUGCCGUGUGACCCCGAUACCCCCAUUGGCAUGGCGACCCUCACCCUGGACGACCUGCAGCAGGUCAUGCCUGAUCUUGCUCAUGGGCUGGCAGAACUUCUCAGCUAUGAAGGCAAUGUGGAGGAGGACUUCUGCACAACUUUUCAGGUGUCGCAGGAAGAACUAGGUGUGAUCAAGUCCUACAAUCUGAAACCAGGAGGAGAUAAGAUUCCUGUCACCAACCAGAACAGGAAGGAGUAUGUCCAGCUGUACGUAGAUUUCCUGCUGAAUAAGUCCAUUUACAGGCAGUUUGCUGCCUUCUUCUAUGGCUUCCACAGUGUGUGUGCCUCCGACGCCUUGUUGUUGCUGAGGCCAGAGGAGGUGGAGAUCCUGGUGUGUGGCAGUCCCAACCUGGACAUGAGCUCUCUGCAGAAGGCAGCCCAGUAUGAGGGCUACAGCAAGACUGACCCCACCAUCAGGGCAUUCUGGGACGUGGUGCUGGCCUUCCCUCUGGAGCUCCAGAAGAAGCUGCUCCAUUUCUCAACAGGAAGUGACCGUGUCCCCGUGGGCGGAAUGGCCGACCUCAACUUCAAGAUCUCCAAGAUUGAUGCAUCCACCGACUGGUUGCCUAUAUCUCACACAUGUUUCAACCAGAUCUGCCUGCCAACAUACAAAAAUAAAAAAGAACUGAAGCAGAAAUUAACUAUUGCCAUUUCAAAUGCAGAAGGGUUUGGACUGGAGUGAACUCUGAUCUACAAACCACAAUGGUGGAAUUGUCAUUUAUCUUGUUUUGUGGUCAGUAGGGUGUGUACAUUUGGAUAUGUUCAGACAUGCUAUUGGUAUACCAGUAAGCUCUCCGCUUCAAAUGUUCUUAGCAAUUAACUUAACCAAUCUGUUUGUAUAGAAAUAUGAGUGAAACGUUAUAUUACAGGUAAAGCUUUCAGAGCACUUGUUUGUGCUCUCAAUACCUUUGCCUUUUGGAAAUGGACUUGGAAAAGGUUCUGCCCAGUCCAGCAACAAUGAAGUAGUUUAUUAAAGUAAGGUGUUGAAUGUAGGUUAGAUCCGGGCUGUUUUGGACUGUGAUAAAAUAUCUAGACAGUCUGUCAGUACUGAGGUGUAGGUUCUUAGUGACAGAGCCCAUCUCUCUUCCUGAACUGAGUACCUGUACUCUCUGUCUUUGACGAAAGCCUUUUCAGGCUUAAGAUUGAAGUCAUUCUGAGACUGUUGGUAAAUUAUGAACACAGAGAUUGUCUCCUUGGUAUUUAUACUAAUAUAUUUUGUUGUCAGAGGUCUCAGUGGUUUUAAAACAUUUGGAAGAAGUUUCUGUUAUUUGUGAGCAGACUUUUUAGACCAUCCUUUCAGGAUGUUUUAAUGUAGAGCCUGAAAGGGAAUCAAGCUUCAGUAGGGUUUAAUCAUGUUACAGUAGUUGUGCUGGUUUAUGACCAUUGUUAAUGUGUGGACUCUGGGUAUACCUCUUCCCCCCCCCCCCCCCUAAUUGUCAGUGAUGCCUCUCGAUACAGAUUACGUCUAAUGGAUACGCUUGGGACAUUUGGCAUAUUGUAUGGAAAGGUAUGAAAUGGUUAUGAAACACUAAUAGGAUCGUGAUUGAUAUCAAGGCAAAUAAGAGUUAUAUGGACCUCACACACCUGCAGGUUAGAAUGAUGAAACGGGUGUAUGAUCGGGAACUAUGUAAUUUAAUGCGGUUGUAAAGUGAUCUCUAUUGUAAAGUGAGACCUCUUGUGUUGUAGUAGUUAACUCACUCUCAGGAUGUCCACAUUUCAUGUACUGAACGACUCUUCUGAAAUGAUGAUCUUGAUCAGAAAAAUAAGGUAUUUGUUAACGCAGUGGAAAGGUAAACUGCUUUAUUAUUUAAAAAUUGAUAGGGCAUGGGUGACGGAGAGAAUUGAAAUGGUGCAGUUUGAGGCCAUGGAGCGGAAAGUGAUGCGGGUGCUGGAGAUGUGGGUCUGGGCAGGGGUGAAGUUGUGGAUUUUUGUAUGAUGUUGUCGUUUGUAUGUGUAUAUUUUGUAUUGUUCAUCAAAUAAAAUAUUUUUUAAAAGGUA